This is a messenger RNA of Mangifera indica (mango), 1175 nucleotides long. Its product is annotated as B3 domain-containing protein At2g33720-like. NCBI's taxonomy places the organism in Eukaryota, Viridiplantae, Streptophyta, Magnoliopsida, Sapindales, Anacardiaceae. The record is from RefSeq and is a predicted model, not a curated record. Gene Ontology annotation, molecular function: DNA binding. The transcript has a single exon. Bases 362 to 1075 code for a protein of 237 amino acids.
UAUUAUUAUCCUACUCUAUUUAGCCUUCUUAUUUUUACCCUUAUUUAAAUUAUAGACGACAGAUCAUCCAAGUUUUAACAUAAAAUACGACAUGUCGUAUAUUCACUCGUAUUUCUGAAUCCACGGUUAGAAAGCCAUAGAAUUCUGCAUUUUGGUUCAGGAAACUCUACUUCAAAUAGGAUUUGGAAACUUCAUGACUUCCAAGUUUCUGAUUUCCUUCUCUAAAACUGAUUAAUCUUUAUUAUUUAUUUAUUCUAGAUUGUCCACAGAACCCAUUAAGAUUUUCACAUCUCUCUUUUUGCCUUCAAAAUCUUCUAGUUUUUGUUCUGCUUUUGGUGUCUUUACUGCUCUCAGUUCAUCAAUGGAGACUCAAAAACAAACACCGAAUAAACAAAAGCAAAUCUCUUAUCGUAAAAGAGUGAUAUUCAUGAAGCGCAAGAGCCACAACAACCCACAAGACUACAAAGGAACGACCGAAAUUCCAACAAAGUUCAAUCUUGUUCGUCAGAUUGAAAUAAAGAGACAGAGAACAAGUAUAGUAUCAACCGAACUUAGGCCUUUUGAUGAUACUUGGCCUACGGCUAAACAAUACUCAGAGGGAGUUGAAAAAGAGAGAGAGACGGCCAACUGGAAGAUAGCAAGGAUGAAAUAUUGCAGUCCUGAAGAGGAAGAAGAAGAGAGGCGGAAGGGUGUUUCAACCAAACUAAGUCUCUACACUGAUCCAUGGAAGAUAAAGAAGAAGCUUACACAGAGUGACUUAAGUGAUCUUUGCAGUCUUUUGUUGCAGGCAAGUUUGGUGGAGAGUCAUGUUUUGGCGUUCCUGAAUGCUGAUGAGGCCAAUAAGGUUCAGGGGAAAGAGGGUUUGAGAGUGAUGGUGUUGGAUCGAGAUACAGAGUCAGAGCACUCAUUGGUAAUGAAGAAGUGGUCGACUUGUAAGAGCUACGUUUUCAUUGAGGGAUGGGGGCAGAAAUUUGUUAACAGAAGGAAACUGAAUCCUGGAGAUGAGAUUGGUUUCUACUGGGAUCCAUACACUUCAAUGUUAAACUUUAGUGUAAUCGAAAGAGAUGGAUCAUAGUAGAAUUGAUUAUUUUACCUUAGCGGAUUUUGUUAAAGAAUAAUACAUAACAUUCGAUGCAUAAAUUAAAUAAUUUUUAAUUUUGUGUAUGUAAUAUAUU